AUGGGAGAUUCCAUGAAACAGCUGCGAUAUGCCGACGUAGCAAUCAAUCUUGGGGACCCAGUAUUCACAGGUGUCUACCACGGGAAAAAGGUCCACGACAAUGACUUAGACGAUAUCGUCCAGCGGGCUCUGGAUAUCGGCUGCCAGAAACUUAUGGUCACAGGCUCUGACUUAGACGAGUCGAGACACGCCGUAGAACUUGCCAAGGCUCAUCCCGGUAUCUGCUACGCCACUGUUGGCGUCCACCCCUGCCAAGCAAAACUCUUCGACUCGUACCCAGAAGGCCCUGAAAAGAUGUUACAAGAGCUGAGGAUCCUCGCACUCGAAGCAAAAGAAACCGGCCAUGCCACCGCAUUUGGCGAGAUAGGUCUUGACUACGACCGCCUCUUCUUCUCGCCCAAGGACCAGCAAUUGAAGUACUUCGAAGCACAGUUGGAUCUUGCAGUUGAGGUCCAACUGCCGCUCUUCCUGCAUUCCAGAGCUGCUAGCGAGGAUUUCGAACGGCUGCUCACUCCGCGUCUGGCGAAGUUGCCCAAGGGUGGUCUGGUUCAUAGCUUUACUGGUACUAUGGAAGAGAUGCAGCGGCUGGUCGACUUAGGAUUGGAUAUUGGGGUGAAUGGGUGUAGCCUCAAGACAGAAGAGAAUUUGGAGGUUGUCAAAGCCAUGCCACUUGAGCGAAUACAAAUCGAAACGGACGGGCCUUGGUGUGAAAUCCGGCCUUCACAUGCUUCAUAUAAACACCUUGAAGGCGCGCCGUUGUUACCGAAAUCCUUUAAAAAGGAGAAAUGGCAAAAGGGCUGCAUGGUGAAGGGUCGAAAUGAGCCUGUGACCAUAUACCAAGUUGCGCACGUAAUUGCGAGUGUGAAAGGCAUUUCUGUUGAGGAGGUUUGCGAAACGUAA
Molecule: messenger RNA, 900 nt
Organism: Histoplasma capsulatum G186AR
Lineage: Eukaryota; Fungi; Ascomycota; Eurotiomycetes; Onygenales; Ajellomycetaceae
Product: 3'-5'-exodeoxyribonuclease
Exons: 4
Coding region: 1-900 (299 amino acids)
Cellular component (GO): cytosol
Molecular function (GO): 3'-5'-DNA exonuclease activity
Source: RefSeq, a predicted model, not a curated record